Messenger RNA from Guillardia theta CCMP2712, 1227 nucleotides. RefSeq lists its product as hypothetical. Lineage: Eukaryota; Cryptophyceae; Pyrenomonadales; Geminigeraceae. The record is from RefSeq and is a predicted model, not a curated record. Gene Ontology annotation, molecular function: protein binding; cyclin-dependent protein serine/threonine kinase regulator activity. The transcript has 10 exons. Gene Ontology annotation, cellular component: cytoplasm; cyclin-dependent protein kinase holoenzyme complex; nucleus. The coding region runs from base 1 to 1227 and encodes 408 amino acids. Gene Ontology annotation, biological process: mitotic cell cycle phase transition; regulation of cyclin-dependent protein serine/threonine kinase activity.
AUGGAGGAAGACAUGAAUCUGCUGAACAUACGUAGCGAUCGUAACCCGAUGGUGGUUGCGAAGCAAACCGAUACAAGUUCUCCUGCAAGACGCGCCCUCCACCCGGUCAAGGUGAACGUGAUGCAGAGAAUCAGAAGCUUCCUUGGGGACUCGUCGGCUCCAGGCUCUGCGUCCAAGAAAGUCUCGUCCGCUAAGAAGGAGCGAGGGUCCUCGGCCAAGAAGCAAUGCCCUGCAAGAAACUAUGACGCGCUUCCUUCCAUCGACCUUCAGAUCUUCUACGACGAUGUGCCUCAGCCUGCCAGAAGCAUCGAGAGGAACAUCUGUCUGUCGGAAGACAUCAUGGCGCUGGUGAUGAAGUUCAUGGACAUGAAUACCGCUCUCAACGCUCGUCUCGUGUGCAAGUCCUGGAAGAAGCUGGUCUCAGACGCCAACCUUCAGCCGCUAGAGGCCAACCUCAAAGGCGAGGAGCUUCAGACUGGCCUUGACGCUCAGAGUCUCCUGCUGACCAACAGGAGGCUUGAGAACAACAUCUGGACGCAGUCGCACGCGUGCUCUAUGAGGACGCAUCUGUCACGGCAGGAGACUGUGACAGAGGAGAUGAGGACUGUGCUGGUCAACUGGCUCAUCGAAGUUCACUUCAAGUUCCGAUACAGAGAGCCUUGCCUACACCUCACCAUACAGCUUUUGGAUCGUUUCCUCGCUCGUCGUGUUGUGCCGAGGAGGAGGUACCAGACUGCGGGUGUGACUGCCUUUCUUCUCGGCUGCAAGUUUGAGGAGCGCCAAAACCCUCACGUCGGGGACUUGUCGUACAUCACCGAGUACUCCUCUACCCGGCAGAACAUCGUGGACAUGGAGCGAGAAAUGCUCCUUCAGCUGGGGUUCGAUCUCGUCCAGCCCAAACCAUCUUGCUUCCUUGAAAGAUUCUCUAAGGCUGCGGGCCUUGAGACAACUCAGAGGAUUGACGGGAAGAUGUCGGUCUCACACAGCAUCACGCUUUUCUUCAUCGACGUUUCCUUCCUCGACUACACCUGUUGCGGCACCAAACCUUCGUUGAUCGCUGCUGCUGCGAUCAUGUGCACCUUGAGGGUUUUGAAUCGUUCUGAGUGGACGGAGAAGCUCGCCUACUACACGGGAUACUCGAGGUACGAGGUCAAGAUGAUAGCCGACAAGCUCGAGGAUAGAGCCGGGCGACCUUUGAGCUCGGCCAUGCAACUGAAAUAUGGGUGA